Aspergillus calidoustus is the source of this 1798-nucleotide messenger RNA. NCBI's taxonomy places the organism in Eukaryota, Fungi, Ascomycota, Eurotiomycetes, Eurotiales, Aspergillaceae. The record is from the annotation of a GenBank genome assembly.
CUCCGUAUACUCCGCCGUAUUUAUUGAUGAUCUGUCUUGAACGGGCCAGAUUGUGGUGUUUCUAUUUUCCACCACUUUGUCUCGCCCAGUGCAAAGGGAAUGGAAUGGGACUAUAGUUGAGCUCUUCAUUCAUAAUGGCCAACCCAAAAUCGAGCUCCCUCUCCCGUCGAGAGACGUGGAGUCUCAUCAUUCUUGCAGGCGCCUGUCUUGGCGUGCUGGCUAAUACUUUCGAGGGGGAGGGCGCACCGUUGGUGGCUUCUCUUGCAUUCAGCGGAAUUGCAUUUGCUGUCACCUUUAGCAUGAUAAGAUGGCUUGGACCUGUUUUCAUCAAAGCAGGCUUAAGCGGGAAGGAUAUGGCCAAACCAAAUCGGCCUGUCAUACCGGAAACUAUGGGCGCCGUCUGUGCGGUUGUAUACCUUCUCGUACUCAUCUUCUUCAUUCCCUUUGCGUUCUACAAGGACAUCGUGGCCGCCACUUCUGGCGGUGGUAAUCGCGAUGUUGUUAUUGAAGUGCAUCAUGUAGAGACAGGUCGGACACUGCACAGGUUUCCCCAUGAAAGGCUUGCUUCAUAUCUCUCCGGUCUUUUAUCGCUUCAGUGCAUUGUCAUCCUUGGGAUUGGAGACGACCUGCUCGACAUUCGGUGGAGGCACAAAGUGCUGAUUCCUGCCUUUGGAUCAAUUCCCAUGCUUAUGAUCUACUUUGUAGACUUUGGCGUCACGCAUGUUGUUGUCCCAGUGCCCCUGCAGCCCUACCUUGGUACCUUUCUCGAUCUUGGCUUCUUGUACUACGUCUACAUGGCUGCGGUGGCUAUAUUCUGCCCCAACUCAAUCAAUAUGCUGGCGGGCAUCAACGGAGUUGAAGUGGCUCAGUCGCUCGUGAUUGCUGUCUUGCUGAUGGCUAACGAUGCACUAUACCUGAUCACCCCCUUCCGCCACCCUGCCACCGACUCGCAUCUUUUCUCGCUAUACUUUUUGCUACCCUUUGUUGGAGUCUCGCUCGCCCUUCUCUCCCAGAAUUGGUAUCCAUCGAAAGUGUUUGUCGGGGACACCUACUGCUACUUUGCCGGCAUGGUUUUCGUUGUCGUUGGAAUCCUCGGACAUUUCAGCAAGACCAUGAUGCUCUUGUUUAUUCCGCAGAUCUUCAACUUUCUCUACUCGACUCCCCAGGUCUUCAAACUGAUUCCUUGUCCUCGACACAGACUCCCCAAAUUUAGUGUGGAGACCGGACUUUUGGACGCCUCAGUGACUGAAUGGACAGUGCCUCCCUCGCCGUUGAUCGCGACCGCUCUGGAACUCUUGCACUGGCUUCGCCUCGCGCGUAUCCAGAAAAACGAGCAGGGCGAGAUCGUCGAGUCAAGUAACUUGACUAUUCUCAACCUGUGGCUAAUCUGGAUGGGCCCGAUGAGAGAGGAUCGACUAGCAUUGAGUAUGGUCGGCGUCCAAAUCGUAUGUGGGUUUUUUGGUCUUUUUGUGAGACAUUGCCUGGCAUUGUUGGUAUUUACCACGGACAACAGAGCGCUCGGGAUGAUGAUCUUAUAGACAUAGAGUGAUCCAACCUUUGAUGUACUAUAUCCUGUUCUAGUAUUCUCAAGCGAAUAGCCAUAGCUUUACAAGCGGAAAUCAGCCUAUAAGCACUCUAUCGCCCCUUAGAUCUACACGGAAACACGGUUUCCGAUUUGUGAUCCUCGAUUGAUGCAGGGUGCUGACCACCCGCCGCAAUCUCCAUACUUUCGGGGAUCGGUGCCGCCGCUAACUCCGCGCUUGGCUUGGGCUGACCAUACAAAGUCAGCAUGUCCGGG